AUGCCCGACGCCACACUGCCUGCCUGCUUCCUCGGCCUGCUGGCCUUCACCUCCGCUUGCUACUUCCAGAACUGCCCAAGGGGCGGCAAGAGGGCCAUGUCCGACCUGGAGCUGAGACAGUGUCUCCCCUGCGGCCCCGGGGGCAAAGGCCGCUGCUUCGGGCCCAGCAUCUGCUGCGGGGACGAGCUGGGCUGCUUCAUGGGCACGGCCGAGGCGCUGCGCUGCCAGGAGGAGAACUACCUGCCGUCGCCCUGCCAGUCCGGCCAGAAGCCGUGCGGGAGCGGGGGCCGCUGCGCCGCCGUCGGCAUCUGCUGCAACGACGAGAGCUGCGUGACAGAGCCCGAGUGCCGGGAGGGCGCCAGCUUCCCUCGACGCGCCCGGGCCAGCGACCUGAGCAACGCGACCCUGCUGGACGGGCCGAGCGGGGCCUUGCUGCUGCGGCUGGUACAGCUGGCGGGGGCGCCGGAGCCCGCUGAGCCCGCCCAGCCCGGCGUCUACUGAGGCGCCCCCACCCCACCCCCCGCCCUCGCAGCACGAAAAA
Messenger RNA from Balaenoptera acutorostrata (minke whale), 541 nucleotides. It is a transcript of the gene AVP, whose product is annotated as arginine vasopressin. Gene Ontology annotation, molecular function: neurohypophyseal hormone activity. The record is from RefSeq and is a predicted model, not a curated record. NCBI's taxonomy places the organism in Eukaryota, Metazoa, Chordata, Mammalia, Artiodactyla, Balaenopteridae. Gene Ontology annotation, cellular component: secretory granule; extracellular region. Bases 1 to 501 code for a protein of 166 amino acids. The transcript has 3 exons.